AUGCAUACGACAUUACAGCAGGGUGGUCGUUCCCCUAGUUCAACGAAUAGUCCGACGACAUCGCAAGUGAAAACGGGAAGGAAGAGAGAGCGUGGUGAUCAGAGUUCCGAAUCUGUCAAACGGGAACGUCGGAUUGAUGAUAGUGGCUCUGGUUUUCUAAGGACAGAAAGUAGUUUGAAAUCUGAGAUUGCAAAGAUUACUGAAAAAGGCAGGCUGGUGGAUUCUGAAGGGGUUGAGAGAUUGGUGCAGCUCAUGCUGCCUGAGAGGAAUGAGAAGAAAAUAGACUUGGCUGGACGAUCAGUUCUUGCAAGUGUUGUAGCGGCGACAGAUAAGUUUGAUUGCCUCAGUCGUUUUGUCCAGCUCAGGGGAUUACCUGUUUUUGAUGAGUGGCUUCAGGAAAUUCAUAAAGGGAAAAUUGGGGAUGCGAGCAGUCCUAAAGACAAUGAUAGACCAGUGGACGAUUUUCUCUUGAUCUUACUUCGUGCUCUUGACAAGCUUCCGGUGAAUCUCAAUGCUCUUCAGACCUGUAAUAUUGGAAAGUCUGUUAACCAUUUGAGGUCACAUAAGAACCACGAAAUCGGGAAAAAGGCAAGGAGCUUGGUUGAUACAUGGAAGAAACGUGUUGAGGCAGAAAUGGAUGCAAAGUCUGUAUCCAAUCAGGGUGCGUCUUGGCCUGGAAGACCUCGUCAGUCUGAAGCUUCUCAUGGCGUUAAACAUUCAGGUGUAUCCGCUGAUGUAACCAAGACAUCAUCAUCACAUCUACAUCCUUCUAAGUCUGUGUCCGUCAAAAUACCGUCAGAGAACAGCAUGAAGUCUGCAACCACGUCUCCAAGUUCUACUAGAUCAGCCCCUUCACCUGGAACAGUUGUUGCUGUUGUUAAUGAUGGGCAGCAAAGAAAUACCGGUGCAUUCCAUAGAGAAGUUGGCCUGAGCAGGAGCUUCUCAUCACAAAGAACUGCAACUUCUGAGAAAGCAUCUCAAUCCACUCUUGACGUACCUAUGGCCGAAGGUUGCAGCAACAAGUUGAUUGUUAAGCUGCCAAAACGUGGUCGCAGUCCGGCACAAUGUGUUAGUGGAGGUUCCUUUGAGGACCCUGCAGCUGAUAAUAGCAGAGCUCCAUCACCUGUUCCUUCUGAGAAGCUUGAUCGAAACGGGAAAGAAAUGAAUGAUACAUAUCGAGCUAAUAUUAGCCUUGAUGCGAAUACUGAGUCUUCGCAGAACAAUGACCUUAAAAACCUGUCGACAGUUUCAGAUGAGGUAGCUGGUUCCCCUUCUGUUAAUGAUUCUAGUAAAGUAGCUGCGAUUGUCAAACCUACUUCUCCUAUGGUAGGAGAUGACGUCAAAACUGGAAAAAGGCAUGGUGGAUCGCAUAGUUCAAUGAAUGCCUUGAUUGAAAGCUGUGUCAGGGACUCUGAGGCAAAUGCUUGUAUGGCUGGUGCGGAUGAUGUUGGAAUGAAUCUUCUAGCUACUGUAGCUGCUGAUGAGAUCUCCAAAUCCCCUGUUGCAUCACCCUCUGUAUCCCGUGUUUCAGAUUCCUUGCCGAAUACUGUAGAGAAUCAAACAAGACGAAUCACAAAUUCUUUGGAUGUGUUGCCUGGCGAGCAAGCUGAAGCUGUUUCCAAGGAUCCUACCAUUGUUGACAAUGAGCAACAUAUCAGUAGUAGUGGCGAGCAGUUGGCGGCUUUAGAUAAUGUGACUGAUUCUAAGCCAGGAGAUCUUGAUGAGAACUCUGAUUCAGAAAUCAAAGAAUUGCAAAGGUUGGUAGAUCAGUGCCUGGAGAACAAUGAAAAUUCAGAUGAUGUUGCUCCAACGGCUGUUCCCACAUCAGGCAUUGGGGAAAACAUGUCUGAUGAUAGUGAUAGUGGGGUAGUUAGUGAACUUAAGACUGAUGUUACAUCAGAGAUAGAUCGUGUGGCAGCUACAACGAAAAGGACAGUAAACUUGAACUCUGUCUUGAGUGAAUGUAAAGCCAUUGGCAUAAGUCAAAAUGCAGAUUCUUUGGCCGCUGAACAUUCACCCUCAGACCUUGUUGGCGAUAGUAAGAAAGAAGAGAAACCAAAGGUGAUGUUGAGCUCUGAGCUAGUUAAUAAAACUGGAGGUGUAUCAGUUUCGUCAGAGUUUGCCAAGGAGAUAAGUACUGCAAAUGUUGACGGAUCAAUGACAGAACAAAAGUCGGAUGAUAAUGAUUGUGGAGUAGUGGCUGAUCGUCUUUCAGAUACAGCUGAAAGGGUGGCGACCUCUGUGCCAGCUGAAUGUAAAGCCAUCGACUUAUGUCUUACAGUAGAUUCUCUGGCUGUUGCCAAUUCACCCUCUGAUGUCAGAAGUGAGAACAAGAAUGAGCAGAAAUCUCCGGUAGUUUUGAGUUCUGAGUUAGUUAAAAAAUUGGGUGAAGGUGUACCAGAUUCUUCUGGGCUCUCCAAGAUCAAGCGUUUGGCAGCUCGUCUGGACACACCUGCAAGUAACGGUGAACUUGAGCAUGUAGAAGCAUCUCUAAAAAGUACCGAAGUCGAUAAACGGUACGCCACCGCAUUAGGUCCUCAAGUAGUAUCACCUAAAGUUGCAGAAGAUUGUAGGAGACCUAAUGGGUCUAGAGUGAGUGGUGCUAAUGGAGAUGAAGCGGAGGAAUGUACGUCUAUUGCUAGAGAUGUUCCUUCGGUUUCAGCUUCAGCAGGGUCAGAAAUGGAAGCCAGAGUUGAGUUUGACCUAAAUGAAGGUUUUAAUGGGGAUGAUACACGAAACGGAAAUUCAAAUAACUUCUCUGGAUCUUCGUCUUUGCCACCUACUCCCUUGCAACCCAAUCGACUUCCUGCAUCCAUUACAGUUGCUGCUGCUGCAAAGGGUGCAUUUGUUCCAUGUGAUGAUCUGCUGAGAAAUAAAACAACUGUUGGCUGGAGAGGAUCUGCUGCCACUAGCGCCUUCAGGCCAGCUGAGCCAAGAAAAGUCCAGGAGGUGGCGCCACUAAGCAUGAAUAAUGUGUCUUCCUCUGAUGCUUCUACAACCGCUGGCAAGCAAACGAAGACGUUUUUGGACUUUGACCUAAACGUACCUGAUGAGAGAGUUCUUGAAGAUCUGGCUUCCCAAAGAUCUGCCAAUCCCACAAAUUCCUCUGGAGGCCUAGAUCUUGAUCUAAAUAGACUUGAUGAUCCAACUGAUUUGAGUAAUUAUACAAUAAGCAGUGGUCAUCGGGCAGACUCAUCUUUUCAGCAGGCAAACUCAUCUUCUGGUGGUCGUAGAGAUUUUGAUUUUGAUUUAAACGAUGGACCAGCUGUUGAUGAUGCAAAUGUUGAGCCAUCUAUGGUUUUUAGUCAACAUUCCCGAAGUGGCUUGACAUCACAGCCAAUGAUCUCCGGAGUAAGAAUGAGUACUGAGAACAUGGCUUCUGGCUUCUCAUCUUGGUUUCCUGCUGCUAACAAUUAUUCAGCAAUGAGUGCUCCUCAAGUCUUGCCUGAGCGAGGGGACCAGCCUUUUCCGGUUAUUAGCAGCAAUGGACCGCAAAGAAUGGUGGGUCCUUCAUCUGGAGUUUCCUCAUUUACACCUGAUAUGUACAGAGGCCCGGUUUUACUGUCUUCUCCAGCAGUUUCAUUCCCGUCCACAGCGUUUCAGUAUCCCGGGUUUCCUUUUGGAACGAGCUUUCCUCUUUCCUCAGCAAAUUUUUCAGGUGCUUCAACACCAUACAUGGACUCUUCGUCAAGUGGCAGGCUUUGCUUCCCUCCUGUCAACUCUCAGAUAUUGGGUCCUGGAGUUGCCAUACCGUCUAAUUAUCCAAGGCCUUACGUCGUUAACCUCCCAAACGGCAGUAGCAAUGGUGGAGUUUCGGAUAGCAACAGUGCAAAAUGGUUUAGAUCAGGUCUUGACUUAAACUCCGGACCAGGGGGGCAUGAAACUGAUGGGAGAGAUGAAGCAACGCAUGCUGUCGCACUAAGCCUUUACUUUGAAGAUGAAAAGCAGACGCACGCCACAAAGAUACCUCCUCCAACAGUCUCGGAUUUUCACAGGCGUGGCUGA
Messenger RNA from Microthlaspi erraticum, 4005 nucleotides. The record is from the annotation of a GenBank genome assembly. Lineage: Eukaryota; Viridiplantae; Streptophyta; Magnoliopsida; Brassicales; Brassicaceae.